AAGAGAGACAGUUCACACAGCAAGAGAGUAAGAGUGACACACACGCAGCCGGAGAGGAGAGAAGUAAGAGGGGAAAAGUACAGGAGAAGAAGACGAGGUAUAUUCCACCGAUAUGGCCUUGCGGGAUGAACUUUUAAAGUCCAUUUGGCAUGCCUUCACAGCUCUGGAUGUGGACAAAAGCGGGAAAGUCUCUAAAUCUCAGCUGAAGGUGCUGUCCCACAACUUAUGUACAGUCAUGAACAUUCCCCAUGACCCGGUGGCUCUGGAGGAGCACUUCAAAGAUGAUGACGAGGGUCCUGUCUCCAACCAGGGAUACAUGCCUUACCUGAACAAGUUCAUUCUGGAUAAGGUGAAGGAUAACUUUAACCGUCAGGACUUCAACAAAAUGUGCUGGACGUUGUCGUAUAGGAAGAACAUGGAGCAGAAUGAGCUGAAGAUCUGUAACGAUGACGCCUUCAAGAUCUGGUGCAUCUUCAACUUCCUGUCUGAAGACAGAUACCCCCUGAUCAUCGUCACUGAGGAGAUUGAGUACUUCUUGCGUAAGUUGACAGAGGCGAUGGGGGGAAGCUGGGUGGAGGAGCGCUUCGAGGACUAUAAGCUGCAGCUGAACUCGAAGCAGCAGUGUCUGAAUGCAUGGGAGCUCAUCAGCCUAGUUGGGUCGGGUCACUUCAGUAAGGGCAUGGACCAUCAGACGCUCUCAAUGGGAAUCGGUGAAGUCUACCAGGAACUCAUUCUCGACGUGCUCAAACAGGGCUAUAUGAUGAAGAAAGGGCACAAGAGAAAGAACUGGACGGAGCGCUGGUUUGUGCUGAAGCCAAACACAAUCUCAUACUAUGUUGGUGAAGACUUGGCUGAAAAGAAAGGAGACGUCCUGUUGGAUGGAAACUGCAGUGUGGAGCAUUUACAAGAUAAAGAGGGAAAGAAGUGCCUCUUUCUCAUCAAGUCAUCACAAAAAAGCUUUGAAAUCAGUGCAUCAGACAAGAAGAAGAAGCAGGAGUGGAUCCAAGCUGUUCAGAACUGCGUGACUCUGCUGCGUCAGGGCAGACCAGCGCCGCACCGCGAGGCUCGACAGAAGCGCAGAGAGCUGCGGCUGAAACAGCAGGCUGAACAGGAAGAACUGGAGCUGAGGAUGAGGGAGCUACAGAUAGCCAAUGAGGCCAAGCAGCAUGAACUGGAAAAUAUGAGGAAGGCUCUGGAGGAGGCAGCAGCUGACGCAGCAGAAGAAGAAAAAAGACGCCUUCAGACCCAAACUGAGCUCCAGGACCGUUACAGGAGGGACCUGGAGAGAGAGAAACUGGUGCGGCAGCAGAUUGAGAAAAACCUGGCUGAGAAGUCCACUGAGCUGGAGCAGUACCUGCAGAGGGUCCAUGAGCUGGAAGACAUGUAUCGCCAACUGGAGCACGCUUUGGAAGACGAGAGACGUGCCAGACAGGAUGAGGAAAUCAUCCGUAAGCUGCAGACACGAUUACUGGAGGAGGAGGCCAAGAAGAGAGCAGAGUUGGAGCAGAUCCAUUUGCAGCAGAAGCAGGCCAUCUCCGUCACGGUGGCUGAGAAAGAGGAACUGGAGAAGGAGCGUCUGGCCAAGGAGAGCGCCCUGCAAGCUGCAAUGAAGCAGCUGGAGCAGCUGGAGCUGGAGAGGCAGGGGGCGCUGGAGCAGUAUGAGACGGUAAAGAAGAAGCUGGAAACUGCGACCAACAACACCAAGACCUGGAAGCACAAAGUGGCUGAACAUGAGGGCUUGUUACGGCUCAUUCAACCAGGUGCCAAGGGGCAGCAGAAUAUCACAAACUGGGGCCCUGCAGCCUUUUCUGAAGCAGAGCUCAGUCUGAGGGAGAAACAAUGGCAGGAGACGAAGAACCAGGCAACUUAAGCUCAGUAAAGCUGUUGUAAACCAUUAUCAUAACCUUAAACAUGUUUAACUAACAAGGGAAAGAUGAGACAGGCCUGCUGGGAUGUACUGGAACGUCUCUGAUGAAGCGUAUCUUUGCCGGGAUGAAAAGGCAUUUUAUAAUAAGGUGGCAUUAACUAAUCAAUAAAUCUCACGUUACCCUGUAGGAAGCACAGUUAGAACUGAUAAACUUGGCUCUAUGUUAGUGUUGGCCACCAUUGAUUAUCUCUAAAACCACCAACAAGAAAAAGUCACCUCAUAAUUUAGGGAACGGGAUUUAAAAUGAUAAUUAUUGCAAAAUAACUUUUCCUCAGUAGAAAUAUGAGAGAUAAUCAGCACAAAAUCAAUAGAAGGCAUUCGGUUUAUAUUUUUACACACAGCGUGACAGUGACAAUGGGAGUAGUGCCAAACCGAACCAGUGACUAUGACAACAAACGCGGACCACGGCUCAAAAGACGAAGACGUUGUUGAACAGAGGGAUCCAAAGAAUUCGGUAUUGUGGAGAUUUGUAGCUGUCCAACAUAGGAGUGGAAUAUCAUACACUGCACAUACGUGCCUUUAUGUGAAAGCAUGUUUCAACAAAGCCACGUAACACCACAAAAUUGUUUUUGCCGUCCUUGCAAAGUGCAAAACUGACAGUUUCUCUGCAAGAUUUUACAGUGUACAUUUUAUUGUAAAAGAAAUGAUGGCAGUAAGGACAGUGGCUGAUUAAAGUAACUGACCCUCCUUAGCAACUCCCUCGCCGGAAGCGUUUCUCUCAGAUAAGUGCAGGCACGUGUCGGACAUGCGAUCCACACGAGUGCAGUUUUACCAAAAUGUCAGCAAAACCCACAUCAAACCACAGACAUCCACAGAUUAUGUGUAAUGGUGAGAAAUGUCACAGGGAAAAAGUAUUGAACACAUGAAGAAAGCGAGGCGCAAAAAGGAAUGGAAAGUCAUGACACCAGCUGAAAUCUAUCAGUAAUUAGAAAAUAAUCCUGACGCUUAGUGCAAAUUAAUGUCAGCUGGUUCAGUCCAAACCAGCAGCUUAUAAAAAGGUGACUCAUUACCAAUGUGUCACAGAAGAGACUUCUCAUGAUGGGUAAGACUAAUGAGCUCUCUCAAGACCUUCACAACCUUAUUGUUGGAAAGCAUGCUGAUGGCACCAGUUACAGAAUUUCUAAAAUACUGAAGAUUCCAUUGAGCACUGUUGGGGCCAUAAUCCAGAGGUGAAAAGAACAUUUUUCACCAUAAGCCGACCACAACCAGGUGCUCCCCGCAAGAUUUCAGACAGAGGAGUGGAAAGAAUUGUCAGAGUUGUCCCAGAGCCAAGGAGCACUUGUGGAGAGCUACAGAAAGACCUGGAAUCAGCAGAAGGCACUGCACAUCACCCCCAAAACACCAUACCAACAGUGAAGGUUGGAGGUGGGAUCAUCAUGUGUGGGGCUGUUUUUCAGCAUACAACACCGGCACACUUCAUAUUAUUGAAAGAAGGAUUAAUUGAAAAAUGUACUGAGACAUUCCUGAUAUAAAUUAGCUGCCAUCUACCAGGAUGAUGACGAUGAAACGCUUCAGCAAGAUGAUGUUCCCAAACACGCAGCCAAGGAAACUCUCGAUUGGUUUCAGCGAAAGAAAAUACAGCUGUAAGAAUGGCUCAGCCAAUCAUCUGACCUGAAUCCAACUGGAAAUGUAUGGAAAGAACCAAAUUUCAGAGUUUAUAGAAGAGAGGUGUGGAAUCAGGAUUUGAUGUUUGUGUGGAAGACUGGGCCAAAAUCACACAUGAGCAAUUUUGAAGCUGUUGUCACCAACACAGGCUUUUGUACCAAGUAUUAAACGACUCAAUAUCAAAUGUAUAAAUUAUUAAAUUAUAUAAAUUAAUUAUUAAUUAUAUAAAUUAAUUUAAAAAAAUUGUUCAAUACUUUUCCACUGUGUCAUUUGGCUCGGAUGGGUUGUUACAGGCAUCUGGAGAUUUCAUGUCAAUGGGACCUUUAGAGAUAAUUGGUGAUGUAUUCAAUACUUUACCUGCUGUAUACAGAAGGUUUGUUGGGUUUUUGCCUAUAAAACUUUCUUGCAGUUAUUUGCAAACCAUUUAAAACUGUAAGAAUCGGCAGGAUCCUUGUGAUUUCAUUUUUUAUCAAUAUCUACAUUAUUGUUUCUCGAACUGACCAUAACCAUAACUUAGUUUUCCAUUUUGUGUUCAUGUGUAACACAUCCGGCAUCUGUACGAUGAUUGUGGAAGGUGACUUUGAGCUGUAGGACCAAUGGGAACCUUACUAGUUACCUUUAUACAAAGUUAAUAAAGAGUGGAGUACUUAGAAGUUAACAGUGGUCAGUGCCUGCUGUCUGUAAAGGCAGACCAUAGUCAAAAUAGACCUGAGCCAACAAUAUACAUGAUUUGAAAUUGGUUUUAAGACAUUCAGCUUUAUUAAAAACACAAAAAAGAAAACUGUUCUGUUUUAACAGGUUUCAUGGAUGGAGAACUGUAAAGUAAUAUGGCCAUUUCAGGCAGCUAAUCUGUGUUUUUGGUUUGACUCUAGGAAGAACAAACUAUUCAUGUAAAACUUGUUUUUGGUCAAAUAUGGUCCCCCGGUAUAAUUUUUUUUUUUUCUUUCCUGAAUCUCUGCAAUGGAGGUGGAGAGUAUAAAUUUAGCAUGACCCACAAAAACACAAUAACCUCAGUGACAGGAAAUACACAAGGAUGAAACACAAUGAAACUAGCCUUUAAGCCACGAGUAUAAACAAUGUGCACACCAGUGCUUUGCACUGUUUUUCUUCUUCCAGUUUGUCUCGACUGUGUCCAUGAUAUGCACUACUUUUGAUCAGAGUCUGACCCGUCUAACAAGAAUUAGCCAAAGUGUAUUUUAGGUUCUUUGUUUUAAUCCUUUUAAAGAAGCAGAAACUACUAAAACUGCUAAAAACUACUCUACAAACUAGCCUCCUUAAGAUCAUUUUUACAUUGAAAUGUAAGUGUUUGUACAUAUUUAGUCGACUUUAUGUUUUAACAAUGUUACCUUCAAAAGAAUGUAAACUAUCAUGUACAAUUCACUAAAUGUUUUAUUGUCAAAGAGCUGUUUUCAAUACUUUGUUUCAUCAAGAUUUCUAAGUGACUCUGGAACAUUUCUUGUUCUGUCUUGUCCUGAAUAUUGUUAGCAGGAUUAUUUUACUGAAGUCUAACUCCCAGCACAGAUGCUAACGGCAGAAAGUUUAGAACAACCAGUGACUUUGAUACUGUAAAAAUUCAAAAUUGUGAUUUUCUUUUUUUUUUUUUUUUUUUUUAAUAUAUAUAUGUAAAAAGCUCGAAACUGAACCAUAUAAUAAAUCACAUCUUGAA
Messenger RNA from Maylandia zebra (zebra mbuna), 5198 nucleotides. It is a transcript of the gene swap70b, whose product is annotated as switching B cell complex subunit SWAP70b. Lineage: Eukaryota; Metazoa; Chordata; Actinopteri; Cichliformes; Cichlidae. The record is from RefSeq and is a predicted model, not a curated record. Gene Ontology annotation, molecular function: calcium ion binding. Gene Ontology annotation, cellular component: nucleus; cytoplasm.